AUGCAUGCAUGCGAUGUAAUGGGUGCACGCGCAUGUGGCGAGAAGCCAGACAAAGAACUUCGAGAGUCAGAUCCAAUCAAAUAUUGUAUCGCAUCGCGUGUUUAUUUCGAAUGUGUUCAUAAAAAAUAUCGGGGUUGCGAAAAUAAAGAAAAAUAUGAAAUGGCUAUGGAAUCCAUGUUAAAAGGCAUUCGAAAACGUGUUGAUGAUCUCCUAGGUUUUUGUAGCGAUAAAAUUGAAGAUUAUAAAUUUAAUAUUAUUUGGGAGUCGGAAAAAAAGCCCGAACCAGUUGAUUCUGUUCGUGCAGGUGGUGGUCUAUCGAGUGGAUUGCUAAAAAAUGAUAAUAUUGGUUCAGCGCCUACACAAACACUUCUAUCCAAUGAUAUAUGUCAAGUAAAAGCAAUCAAUAGUUUAUGUCAACCGUUAGCGAUCACCGUUAAAUUUAAUCCAUCAUGGAAUACAGUUAAUAAACGUAGUUGGUGUCAGCAAGCAACAGUUUAUUUUCGUUGUUUAAAGUCUCGUCUUGAUAAAUGUUCUCAAGAUGAUGUACAAGGUCAAUUUCAACAACUUGAACGUUAUCUUUAUUCGCAAAUAAAUAUAAAUUGUCCAGGUGGUGUUGAUGGAUGCACACGUCAUUCGACGGAUGCACGUUGUAAAAUUGGUUUAACUCAAUUCAAUUCAAGUUCAUCAACAUUUUGCCUUGCUUAUUUUGUUGUUCAAUCGGUAUUACAAAUACUACUACUACUACUACUACUGCUGUUUUAA
Molecule: messenger RNA, 762 nt
Organism: Rotaria socialis
Lineage: Eukaryota; Metazoa; Rotifera; Eurotatoria; Philodinida; Philodinidae
Source: the annotation of a GenBank genome assembly